Molecule: messenger RNA, 1240 nt
Organism: Emericellopsis atlantica
Lineage: Eukaryota; Fungi; Ascomycota; Sordariomycetes; Hypocreales; Bionectriaceae
Exons: 1
Coding region: 150-1079 (309 amino acids)
Source: RefSeq, a predicted model, not a curated record
GUCUGACCACAAUGUUCGUUUUACAACCCAGCUUAUCACACUCUCAGCCUCUCUCAUCACUUAAAAGAACUCAAGUCACAAACUAAUUGCACAAACAACCAAACACCACGAGCGAAACCCACCCGAGUCAACCCUAUCACAUCAUCACCAUGUCUCGCGCGCUGAUCAUCACUGGUGCCACAGGCAACCAAGGCGGCGCUGCUAUUGACGCCCUUAUUGCAGACAAGGCGUCCGAUUUCCUGAUACUAGCCGUCACCCGCAACACACAGUCACCAGGUGCCCAGCGCCCCCAAGCCAAAUCGCCUGUCGUUAAGCUCGUUCGCGGCGACCUCAACGACACAUCGAGUCUCUUUGCCGCUGCACGAGACGCCGCUGGGACCGUUCCCCUCUGGGGUGUCUAUUCCGUCCAAGGGUUUAUGGGCAAAGGUGCCUCCCUCGAGAGCGAGGAGCGACAAGGCAAAGCCCUGAUAGACCAGUCCAUCAAGGCUGGGAUCAAGCAUUUCGUGUACAGCAGCGUGGAGCGUGGAGGUGACGAGAAGUCAUGGGCUGAUCCGACCACGGUGCCGCAUUUCAUCACAAAGCAUGCUGUAGAGCAUCACCUUCGCGACGAAGCUGCCAAGGAUGGAGACAAGAUGGGCUGGACGAUUCUGCGACCCGUCAUGUUCAUGGACAAUCUCCAGCCAGGAUUUCCCACCAAGGUGUUCCUCGCCUCGCUUCGCGACACGCUGGGCGAGAAGCCCGUGCAGUGGGUGGCCGUCAAGGAUAUCGGGUUCGCCGUCGCCCAGGCCUUCUCUCAGCCCGUAGCUUGGAACCACAAGGCCGUGGGUCUCGCUGGCGACAACCUGACCUUUGCAGAGGUGAGCGCGAUCUUUGAGAAGGUGACCGGAUCACCGGCGCCCGCGACAUUUGGGUUGCUGGGCAAGGCGUUGAAGAUGGCAUCGCAUGAAAUGGGGGCCAUGAUCAACUGGUUUCAUGACGAGGGGUUUGGGGCAGACAUUGAGGCGAACAGGAAGUCUAAUCCUCAUUUGACGAGUUUCGAAGCCUGGCUCAGGAGCAGUGCGUAUGCUCGGAAGGCUUGAGGGGGCAGCGAGGUCUGUCGCGGAAGGAUUGUUUGAACUGAAUCGCGCGUACAUGGCGCAUGUCUUCUAUCGGAUAGUAAGCACAUUUUGAAUUGAUUUACCGAUAUCAGAGCAACUCCAUAAUUGCGUGUAAGAGUGAGACUCGAGUCUCGACGUUGACG